CCAACAUCACUCUGUAACCCACUGCGGGUUUGUUGCCGUGACUCAUGGAGGCUUUUAAGGCUAAAAUACCAUGCUUCACUUCAACUGUCGUUCGUGCUCUGUACAUCUGUGCUUGCAUGAUCACACAGGACAUCAGAACUAUGUGGCCAUUAAAGUUCGAUCAAAUCAUAAUCAAGCUUAUUAACCAAAGCCCCUUCAAUUAUAGUUGUUUUUUUAAACGAUGAGCACAAUAUUAUCAGUCAGUAUAGAGAAACCCCACCACCCCAAUACUGUUCCCUUUCUCUAUAAUAAACGCUGUUCCAAGAACAAAGUCUAAACAUGUAUUGCGUAUUGUUAGUCCGCCAUUUGCUAUAAAAGCAACCGGUGAUAUAAUGUUAGAUGAUGUCCUUGUAGCUAUUGCAGUUAUUUUCAUGACAAAUGACAUAGUUUUUAUUUUAUGUAUACCACCACAAAAAAACUUUUCCUGCUUCUCGGGUUUCACAGAAACUCAAAGUGAAAGUGUGCACAGGGUCAUCUCAUUAAAAACUACGUGGAAAGUGUUUUUGUAGCGGUGGGCUUUUUGUCGUUUGGUUUUCAGCGGGAAUUUUUAAAACACCUGACGGCAGUGAUCUAUUUAUAAAUCCUCACCAUAUGACUCAGAUGGUAAUAGACAGCUGUUCCUAGUAAUGCAUCAUCCGAACUAGAGAGGGGAAAAAAGAUUUGUUGAACACUGCCUUGUACUUACACCGCCAUGUCAAGUGCAGUGCAAUUAUGAGCCUGGUUGCCAAUCAUAAUCUCCCAAAUCAAAACAUACCAGCUGAUAUCGAGUUGUUGAGGGCAUGCCACAGUCGGAAAUUACUGACCCCAAUGUUGUCUUCGGCUGGUAUCAACGCAGGACGGCCCCUCUGCUUUGUCCCGCUAACUUCACUCUACCACUUACAACCAAAUAAAUUAAACACCGUCAUGUAGAGAGAUAGACAGAGAGACUAUUAUGAGCAAGAUCAACGUGGUUUCCAGAACAUUAAACAUUACCCGCUGGUGCUACCAUACUGAGUCAACUCGCCAGCACGCUGUUAUAAGGUGCCGUUGGAAUCUCCCCCAAAUGCAAGGAAAUUUGAAUUCCGCAAAUGUCAUAAAGCUAUAAACAUUAGUUGAGCAAACACGCGGAGCCCAUGAUGGAUGUAAUAUGCUGUAUGAGGUGUGCUGGAGCGCUACUUAUAUUACUCUAUGUGCAAGCAUCUCUGGUCCAUGCUGAACCGAAAUCCAAGGCUGAACUAGGUCAUAGAAACGCCAAGUUACGGGUCCAGACGUCGGUGAUGAUGGCCAGCAACAGAAGGAACAAUCUACGGCGUAAGACGGGAGCACAAGCAUCGCCACCGGUCUCCUCCAUGAGCUUAGCGGACUAUAAGAUGGAGAUCACCCGGAAAAUGACACAAGUUCGGACGCCACUUGAAUUUCUUCGGGUGUUUUUCCCAGCGGACACGGUCAAGAAUCGCUGGACGAACAUGGUCAACGAGUCCGUGCAGAAUGCCUGGCGAGCCGGCCGGACCGAAACAGAUGCAGAACGGCCAAACUUUACGGCUGCAACAGCCAACCAACUGCUAGAAGAGGUGCAGAGCCAUGGUAAGAACAUCAGCUGUGGCGAGCCUAAACUCGUCCUGAUUGACAUGUACGAGGAGUUGAACCUCACACGAGGUAGCCUUGUGUACCUCUACCCAGAGUGCACCAUGGUGAGGCGAUGUGAAGGUAGCGGAUGUUGCAGUGGAGGUGCUCCUUGCGUCGGGAAAGCCAACACAAGAGAGAACAUCUCCAGACCCUUUAUGGUUGUGAGGGUCAUCCCAGACGAAACAAUUAAAGGGGAAUCUAACUACAUAAGACACUCCCUGUACGCUGACACAGAGUGCGUCUGCAAAGAGCGCCCUCUGACGCCCCGAUGCCCGGUCCAGGAAUGCUCGGACACCAUGCGGUUCGACGAGGUGCUGUGCCGAUGUGUCUGCACCAAACGCUGCCCAAAGCCCUACCAGCAGAACGAAGAAACAUGUGAUUGUCACUGUGCUGAUAAAGAUGGCGGAUGUAAUAAGAUAAAGAGAGCACGUAGGCGGCUUUUGGCUGCUGAGUGUAGAUGUGUGAUGGACCAGCUCUGUCUCCAACCAGCCUGCAAAAAGGGUUAUUCCUUCAACACGUUUACUUGUAAAUGUUCACAGACGGACGCGAGCAAGCGAAGAGAGGCCAAUCGGAACAACAGAAACGGCAGGACCGACAACCAGCCGUAUCCUCCCCGUAGCGGGCGCACUGACGUGAACCCAUCGCAGUCAUACGGCUCAGAGUCGGAGCCCCAGCCAGUCGACCCAUAUUCAUCACACAGUGAGGGUCAGGUUACAAGGAUGAUAGAGGAUGAGCUGUUGGUUACUUGGGAAUCUGAAGACGUGACACCGGAUUCGUGCCAUGGACCGGCAUGUAUCGAACCACUCGAAGCAGAAAUAGGCAGCGGUGCUAAUGGGAAUUAAACGUUUCUUUAUCUUAACCGCCCGGAUUCGUUAAGCUAACCUGUUGGUCUGGUAAACCAUGUGUAUAUGAAAACUUUGAUGUUGUCUUGUACUUAAACCGUUUAUUAUAACUUAAACUGUUGGUUAACUUGAAACAUUUUGUGUGGUAAACCGCAGUGCUGUUCUGGUUAACCGCUGUGCUAGAACUGAUAACUAUACUGAAGUGAAACAUUGUUAUAAAUACACUCUUUACUUUGAGGUUCAUAAGCUAUCAUUGAAAUCGUGAGAUUGUUUGGGUUUGGUUUGGUUUGGUUUGGUUUGACUUACCUUAUCUACACUUCAGCCGUCGAUUUCACAAAACUCU
Molecule: messenger RNA, 2829 nt
Organism: Asterias rubens (European starfish)
Lineage: Eukaryota; Metazoa; Echinodermata; Asteroidea; Forcipulatida; Asteriidae
Exons: 5
Coding region: 1152-2486 (444 amino acids)
Source: RefSeq, a predicted model, not a curated record